AUGAGCUACCGAGUUACAAUCGUAGUCAUCAAAGCAGGCUGGCCGAAUGAUCCAGAGGAAGUUGAUUCGGUAGUCAAGCAAUACUGGAACUAUCGUGACGAGCUCUCUACCUACGAGGGACUAAUCUUCAAAGGGGAUCGUUUGCUGAUACCGGAAACAUUACGCCUCAAAGCAAUGAACAUUAUCCAUGCUGGUCACUUUGGAAUACAGUCUAGCAUUAAGAGGGCGAAACAGCUGGUCUUCUGGCCUUCAAUGGGUCGGGACAUUGAACGAUUCGUCGAAGAUUGUGGUGUUUGCCAGAAGCACAGCCGCUCCAAUGUAAAAGAGCCGAUGAUAGUUAAGCAAGUUCCAGAGUACCCGUUUCAAAUUGUUGGCUCUGACAUAUUCCAUUUCAACGGCGGAAACUACAUCGUUAUCAUCGACAGCUACUCUGGCUGGAUCGACUUCAAGAAGUUACGGUCCAUGGAAUCAUCCGAAGUGAUUGAUCACCUGCAGUCAUGGUUUGCAAUUUGGGGAACCCCAGAAGAAUUCCAUAGUGAUAAUGCCAAACAAUAUUCAUCGCUAAUUUUUCGACGAUUCGCUGCGGAAUGGAAAUUUGAGCAUGUAACUUCGAGCCCGUAUUAUCCCCAGAGCAACGGGCUGAGUGAGCGAGCGGUGCAAAUUGCGAAAAAUAUCCUGAAAAAGUGCUACGAAGAUAACAGUUCGGUACAACUUGCAUUGCUCAACUAUCGGAAUAUUCCACGUAAUUCGAAGCUGCUUUCCCCAAAUCAACGACUGAUGAGCAGAAUCACAAACUCGCCACUUCCGGUUGCCAAUCAAAAACUGAAGCCAAUGAGCCAUUUUACGAAGUGA
Messenger RNA from Aedes albopictus (Asian tiger mosquito), 852 nucleotides. RefSeq lists its product as uncharacterized. The transcript has a single exon. Lineage: Eukaryota; Metazoa; Arthropoda; Insecta; Diptera; Culicidae. Gene Ontology annotation, molecular function: nucleic acid binding. Bases 1 to 852 code for a protein of 283 amino acids. The record is from RefSeq and is a predicted model, not a curated record. Gene Ontology annotation, biological process: DNA integration.